AUGAAGAGGACUGAGGGCGGAGAUAGAGAAGUCAGAGAACUCUAUCGACCUUCCACCUUUCGACUUUUCCGUGAUAUUUUGCGAACCUGUCAGCGUCAGGAGUCCCGCAAUCAGGCGACGAUACCACUCGCACCUCCUGCAGUAGUCCAGAUACCUAUCUUCCAAAUUAUUUGUCCACAGAUCCACAGCUCUGGGCCAUCCUUGACCCCGAGAUUACAUGCGAAAACCCUAUGGAAGACAUACAUCGCUGGCUCAUGCAGAGUCGCCGAUGUAGUCUGUACGACAGCCAUUGCCAAGAUCAGAGAUGAAUUUGUGGCUAUGGUUAUUCAUGCACCCUCCAAGGCUCUCAACUCCAAGGAGGAAGACCUCUGGAAGUUUCGUUUCUACCAAAUGCGCUAA
This is a messenger RNA of Suillus subalutaceus, 399 nucleotides long. RefSeq lists its product as uncharacterized. Bases 1 to 399 code for a protein of 132 amino acids. NCBI's taxonomy places the organism in Eukaryota, Fungi, Basidiomycota, Agaricomycetes, Boletales, Suillaceae. The transcript is spliced from 2 exons. The record is from RefSeq and is a predicted model, not a curated record.